GCCAUUAUCGACAUGCUGUGUAGAAGGCUUCGGUGAGAGAAUGGGACACUUCCACAGACCUCCCUCUUUACGUAUUUCUCUAUUUAAGGGGUCGGCGUAUACCCGAGCACACCAUAUGCGUUGAUGGGCGGGAGCACCGGGGCGGGGGGCGGCGGGCGAGCUGCGCGCGCGCUUCGCUUCCUACUGUUGCUCGUGUUGGCCCUCGCCGCUGUGGAAUACCUCUCCGGGUCUAUACUUGACGCAUCACCACUCAGGACUUAUUUGUACACCCCGCUAUACAACGCUACGCAGCCCACUAUACGAUGUGAGAAAACGUCGGUAUCACGGCCUAAAAAUUCUACGUACCCCAAAAACUCUACACAAGCCAAUAAUUCGACGUACGCCAAAAACGUUACUAUUAAUAGUAUAAAAUAUAAUUCCACAAACAUAACUACUGCAAAUAUGACGCGACAAAACUUAACAGAAGACACCAGUACAUCGGUGCUCAUCACAAAACUGAUGGAGAAUAUCAAGAAUCUCGUUACAACUGAAGAAUUGGAAAUUCAGAGAACAGAACCUGCUUUGCCACUUUGUGAUAAAGUACCACCUGAUUUAGGUCCUGUCCCAGUCAACAAAACCGAAGUAGAACUGGAAUGGGUGGAAAGGAAAUACCCAGAAGUGCAUCGGGGCGGUCGAUACUCGCCCCCCAACUGCACCGCCAGAUACAAAGUUGCCAUUAUUGUGCCAUUCAGGGAUCGUCAGCAACAUUUAGCGAUAUUUCUUAAUCAUAUGCAUCCAUUCUUAAUGAAGCAACAAAUAGAAUAUGGAAUAUUUAUUGUGGAACAAGAAGGCAACAGUGAAUUCAACCGCGCUAAGCUAAUGAACGUCGGCUUCAUGGAAAGUCAGAAGCAGAAGGCCGGUGGCUGGCAGUGCUUCAUUUUCCACGACAUCGACCUGUUGCCGCUGGACAUGCGGAAUAUGUACUCCUGCCCUAGACAGCCGAGGCACAUGUCAGCGUCCAUAGACAAACUAAACUUUAGGCUACCAUACGAAGAUAUAUUCGGCGGUGUAUCAGCAAUGACCCUAGAACAGUUUGUUAAUGUCAACGGCUUCUCCAACAAGUACUGGGGCUGGGGUGGAGAAGAUGACGACAUGUUCUAUAGGUUGAAAAAGAUGAAUUAUCACAUAGCAAGAUAUAAGAUGUCUAUAGCACGAUAUGCUAUGUUAGAUCACAAAAAAUCAGCACCCAAUCCCAAAAGAUAUCAAUUAUUAUCGCAAACUAGCAAGAUAUUCCACAACGAUGGACUAUCUACCCUCAAAUACGAACUUGUUGAAGUAGUUCAAAACCACCUGUAUACACACAUACUGGUGAACAUUGACGAGCGUAGCUGAUGGACAUAUUUCGCCAAACUGCUGUUUGGCGACGAACGGUAACAAAAGUGCAAUAGUGCUGACACAGUGUGGACAUUUUGUGAAAAUCUCAUUAGUUGUCCUAUAUUUGUUUUGAUCUCUUAUUAUUUUAAUCGAGUAUAAAACAGACGUAAAUUUACAUAGAUACCACAGGUGCAGUUUGUGUGUAUUUUUUUUUUGUUAAAAGCAAAAAUAUUUUACUUCAACCCCAGGUAAAUUUUAACUUAAAUAUGACUAACUUGGCAACUCCUUUUAAAUAGUCAAGUCAGUUAAUCAGAAUAGAUUUGAAUUUUCAGAUUUGUGACUAUUGAAGAAAUUUUAAUAGAAUAGUUUGACCUAUAAAACAGGGGCUGUAUGGGCGAGGUACAUUUUGCUAUUUCAAUGAAAAAAAAAGUGACGUAGAUGCUGUUGAAAACCUCUCAGACAAAAUGAUCCAAAAUAAUAGAAUAUGUACUCAUUUAGUAUUAACCUUUGAUAACUAACAUAAAUAACAACAUUCAAAAUUUUAAUUGACUUGGCAUAAUUAAUGGGAAAUUGCCGGCUUGUAUCAUAUCGUUGAAAAACAUGGUACGAUUGAUUUUUAUACAAAAAUUAGUACUCGUAGUUUUUGUUUAUAUUUAAUAACGCGUGUCGAACAGAACCAGUGAAAGGUGUAAGGUCCGAUAGUGGUCUACUGUAGAACUGUGACCUCCUUUUUAUAUAAAACUAUAUAUUUAUCAAAAUUGUAAACUUCACACAGAUUUGUCGGUAUGCUGCUGUAUUAGUUCCCCCUAACGGAAAAUAUGUAUAUUUUAGAUAUUCAAAACAGCUUGUUAUGUAAAUAUAUCGACAAUGCUAUUAGACACAUAUUGGAAAGUGUUUGUGUGAAUGUUGACUGAUAAUUUAUUUCAGUGUGACUCCAUUAUAAUUGAGAUCAUUAAUUGAAGUUAAAAAACUCAACCUAACUGGUUCCUGUAAUUAAAAAAUCUAUUUAUAUUGACACUUCUGUUGUAUUUUAAACCCGAAUUAUGAUAUGAAGUUUUCCUGUAUAUACAGUUUUUUUUAUUUUUAAGUAUACUUAUUUAUUGUUGUGUGAAAAUGAAAUUAUGCCGUUCAAUUUACAAUGUAUGUUUUUUUUUUUAUUUAACGCUGUCCAUUUUUAUUUUUAUUAUAACGUAGUGUAAGGCUGGAACAAAGUAAAAUAUCAGAUACAAUAAAUAAAGUAAGUCGAAUAGCCUAUCUAUACGGUGACUUUCUUGUAUUUCCUUAAUAAAAUUAAAGUAGCUAUACUAUACGCUGGUGAAUAAACUUAUAAAUCUUUGGAUAAAUGUUUUAUAAUGUUCUAUAAGUACAAUAUUAAGUACAAUUUAAAAAGUCGUUGUUUAUAAAUCUCUGUAGUGUUAUUUUAUGAUUUGUAAUCAUAAUUUAUAUAAAUAACUACCAUGAUAGAAAGUCAUUGCUCUUGUCUAUGGCCCUUGUAAUAAUAAGAUGUCACACUCUGAAAAUUUUACAUAUUGUAUUAAACUCCUAAUAUAUCGGAUUGAAGCAUUUGCUUUAGACUCAUUGUAUAGAUAUAUUUUAUACAUUUGAGAUAUGGAAAUAAAAAUAAUUAUAUGUCCAUGUUAAUAAAUGUAACUUGGUCCUGUAUAAUCUUAAGAACAUAUUAUGACAAUAUUACGUAAAAUUUGUAAAUUUCAGUAACGAAUCAUAGAGUACUAUUAUAAGAUAUUUUAUACAAAACAAACUAAGUUACAAAGAAAUAGAAGCACGAGGCUUAUAGAAUACAUAAGCUUGU
Messenger RNA from Achroia grisella, 3163 nucleotides. RefSeq names its product beta-1,4-N-acetylgalactosaminyltransferase bre-4-like. Gene Ontology annotation, biological process: carbohydrate metabolic process; glycosphingolipid biosynthetic process. The record is from RefSeq and is a predicted model, not a curated record. The coding region runs from base 124 to 1371 and encodes 415 amino acids. The transcript has 9 exons. NCBI's taxonomy places the organism in Eukaryota, Metazoa, Arthropoda, Insecta, Lepidoptera, Pyralidae. Gene Ontology annotation, molecular function: N-acetyl-beta-glucosaminyl-derivative 4-beta-N-acetylgalactosaminyltransferase activity.